Molecule: messenger RNA, 1263 nt
Organism: Phanerochaete carnosa HHB-10118-sp
Lineage: Eukaryota; Fungi; Basidiomycota; Agaricomycetes; Polyporales; Phanerochaetaceae
Exons: 4
Coding region: 189-962 (257 amino acids)
Biological process (GO): intracellular protein localization
Cellular component (GO): plasma membrane
Source: RefSeq, a predicted model, not a curated record
CGACGACCACGAGGCCUCUAAACUCGACGAGCACCGACGUCGAUGGAUGAACAGCGCUAAACCCAAAUUCUGCUGCGAAGCGCAGCACGACAAGCACGAGUGAAGUGCUAUCCGAGCACGACAGACACAAUUUGGCGAGUGCGGACGAGAAGGCAGUGCGCAGUCCGACCCCCCGUAGUCCAUACACAAUGGCUUCCCCUGCGACUGCUGUAGACCCGCCACGCUCCACGACCCCGUUCUCAUUGUCAGGUCGAGCAUCGGCGCUCUUCAAUGCACGCCGUGCCUCUCGUGCACCAACCAUCAUUCCACGCACCUCCGCCAUCUCACGCCAGGAUCUCAUUGCGUCCGCAGAGCGUAUCUACUUUCGCUACCUCUCCCCUGCAGCGAAUACACCUGGCUCAAGCGAGAACCAUGAGAUCUACUUGCCGCCAUCACUCCGCAUCCAUUCGUUUCCGCUCAGCAGUACGCAGGAACCAAAGACUGCGGCGGAGAUGAGCAUCAUGGCCCAGAUCCCAGACAUGUUCCACUCACAGAAAGAGUACGUCUUCCGCGCUAUGGAGCAGGAUGCCUUCCCCCGUUUUCUGCGUGCCAAAGCCUUCGGCAACCUAACACCUGUCUCUGCGCUGGUGCGACUCAUCGUGGGUCUGGUCGUACUGUGGAUCGGCCUGUCCGCCGGCUUCUCGCUCAUCUUCCUCGAUGUGCACCCCAAGUCCAAGCGCUUCUUCCUCUUCCUCCCUUUCAGCAUCGCCGUUCUCCUCCUCAUUUCCCAUCAAUACGAACUGGACCCGAUCCUCGUGUUCCUCGGCCAGUCGGAGUCGACGCCGUUCCGCACACUCCGCAUACGCGAGCCGUAUGUCAAGAAGCUCCUCAUCGGUCGUGCUAUCUGGGUCACCGUCCUCGUCUGCGCUGGUGUCGCGGCCUUGACGCUCCUGUUCUGGGCGGUGCCGGGACACCGCCUAUAGAGUGAUGUGCCAGUGCACUUGUGCUCAACCCUGCGCUAUGUGGACACGAAGAGUGGCUCUUGUCAGAAUUCCUUGUUUAUAUCUCCUGGACUAUAGUCGCCUUGCCGUCUUAUCGCACCCCAUUAACUACUUUGCCUACGCUAGCUAUACCCUUCGCCAUUAUUCCCCCGCGCGCCACUCCUUCCACACCACCGCUCUCCGCUUCUGCACGCUCUCCUUCCCCUCCCGCUAUAUUUUUACUUCUCGCUAGUCUGUCCGAGUUAUGUAUGGCCGAUGGACGUCUAUGCACAGUGGUCUUCUU